AUGGAAUCACAGUGUACUUUUGAUCCCACACCUAACCCCGUGUCGUUCGUUUGUAGCUGCUCAGCAUUGUCGGAUCCCCAAGGCGGACUCGUGCUACUCUUUUAUAGGUAUUAUGCUGCUCCGCCAUCUCUGUCAGAUCAACCGUCAGAAUACAACAAUGAGUCACUUGCAAAAUUCCAUGAGACUUUGACGGAGAAGCUUGGGCUUGGCGGCAAGAUCCGAAUCGGUACAGAGGGAUUCAAUAUUACCGUGGGCGGCACGAGAGAUAACAUUGAAGCAUAUAUGCGUCUAUGCCUUUCUCACUGGUCUUUUCAAGGCCUGGAAAUCUGCACCCCAGAACAAAAGUCGUCGUUCUUCAAACCGUCAGAAGGUGGUUGCGCAUGUGCUUUUGGGGGUCCACCGGCGAACAUCCGUAUUGCCGCUGAAAUCACACCAAUGGGCGUUACAAACUAUUGUCCCGAAAAUUGGUAUGGAAUCGAUGUUUUGAGUCCGGCAGAGUUCCAUCAGAAAUGUCACACAAAUCCAGAGGUAAUGCUACUGGAUGUCAGAAAUCAUUAUGAAUCUCGGAUCGGAUAUUUCAUCAAUCCGAAAACAGGAGAGCCAGCCCUGAGACCACCCAUCCGAAGGUUCUCCCAAUGGCCCCAAUACGUUCGGAAGUAUAUGAGCCAUGGUGAUCAGACCGAACAAACCUCAGCCGAUGGUAAAGAGUACUUGACUUAUUGCACUGGCGGUAUACGCUGCGAAAAGGGAGCCAGAUAUCUUCAAGAAAGGUUACGGCACCCUGGUGACAGAGUUGCAACGCUAGAGGGCGGGAUUACUGCUUACCUUGCAUGGAUGGAGAAGGAGGUCAAUCAAGGGAGAAUGAAGUACGAGGAAUCUCUGUUCAAAGGAAAAAACUAUGUAUUCGAUGCCAGAGGGUCAAUCGGUGAUGGAUUAGAGCCCGUCUCAACGUGUCACGAAUGUGGGCUCGUGGCGGAUAGCCUGAGUAAAUGUCGCUCCAAAGGCUGUCAUCUAAUACUCGUCAUUUGCCCGGAUUGUAAGAUAACGGCAAAUGUACGAUGUUGUCAGAGCUGCCUUGAGAUGGACGUAGAGGUUCAAGGCAUUCAGUCGGGUCCAAGAAGUAUAUGUGCAUGCGAGAGACAGCGUGAAGGCUUGCUUUGGGGCGAGGGCUCAAGGAAGCUUCCCAAGUCGAAAAAAGUCAAGAAGAAAGGAAACCUCCAAGCCGGCGGAUCGCGGUUCCUCGAAGUACAAGUCGCAAGUGUUAAUGUCCCGAUACCACAAUUAGCAUCGCCAUAA
Glarea lozoyensis ATCC 20868 is the source of this 1296-nucleotide messenger RNA. RefSeq names its product Rhodanese/Cell cycle control phosphatase. The transcript has a single exon. The record is from RefSeq and is a predicted model, not a curated record. Lineage: Eukaryota; Fungi; Ascomycota; Leotiomycetes; Helotiales; Helotiaceae. Bases 1 to 1296 code for a protein of 431 amino acids.